AAGCAGUGUGUAGCUACUGCGACCUGAGCACAUCUGCCUUUACACUUCAGGUGAGGCCUCCUCUGCAGGUGUACUGAGAAGGCAGGAACCAUCACCACCACCACCAUGCUGCGUUGGCUCCUCUCCACCUGCCUCCUCGGCGUGGCCCUCGCCUCCUUACAGCACCUGGAAGUUCACUACACUUUAGGGAACGACACAGUCACCAUGAAGGUAACAGUUGACGCUGACGACAACACCAUCCAUUAUUAUCUUCCUGGAGAUGACAACUUCGAGGAGGUGGAGAUAAUCGACGACUUUUAUGCGGGCUACGCAGCCGUCAAGGUGAAGACUGAUGAAGCUUGUUACGUGCAGCCGCUCGACAAUACACUGGAGGAGAAAGUGGCCUUAAUUCAGAAUAAUGCCGAACAGAUCAUUGAAGGGUCUGUCAACAGCACGUCAGUACUCCUCAGUGACGACGAAAUGGAGGACCUCGGGGACCGCGUGGUCGACUUUUGCGACGGCUACCCCAUCUACGAAGUGUUCUUCGAGAAAACCCAGGACGAUUCCAACGAGGAAGGCUCCAGCGAAGAAAUGCAACACUUCAGAGGUAAAUACAGAGAUUCCAGCGAGGAAGGCUCUAGUGAAGAAGCCCAAGAUUCCAGUGAUGAAUCCGAAGAUUCCAGCGAGGGAGACUCCAAAGAUAGCUCAGAGGAGGUGUUUACAUGGUCGCCAGGUCACCGUCAGAUUACCGUAAUAAUAAGAAAGUGCGUGGUUUAUUUCUGCACUAUUAAAAGAUGUUUUGUUACCACUCUCACUAUUCCCACCGGCCCUUCUAUUGCUUUCCAUUGGUUAUUCGGAUAAUACAAUACCAGAAGGUAACCUACCAUCGCCUGAUCCAGCAAUGACCAGAUCUUGAAUAUUUACAUUACUGGCUUACUUUCUCACUUUGGUCCCUCGGAUGUGCACCCAUUAUAUUCAAUAAACGCAAUGUAAAAGUA
This is a messenger RNA of Scylla paramamosain (green mud crab), 977 nucleotides long. RefSeq lists its product as uncharacterized. Bases 106 to 840 code for a protein of 244 amino acids. The transcript is spliced from 4 exons. The record is from RefSeq and is a predicted model, not a curated record. NCBI's taxonomy places the organism in Eukaryota, Metazoa, Arthropoda, Malacostraca, Decapoda, Portunidae.